Messenger RNA from Pseudomyrmex gracilis, 5520 nucleotides. It is a transcript of the gene su(sable), whose product is annotated as protein suppressor of sable. Gene Ontology annotation, cellular component: nucleus. The record is from RefSeq and is a predicted model, not a curated record. The transcript is spliced from 8 exons. Gene Ontology annotation, biological process: negative regulation of DNA-templated transcription. The coding region runs from base 1430 to 5206 and encodes 1258 amino acids. NCBI's taxonomy places the organism in Eukaryota, Metazoa, Arthropoda, Insecta, Hymenoptera, Formicidae. Gene Ontology annotation, molecular function: RNA binding; metal ion binding.
ACAAAAACGUACAUACACACACAGAGACACACAUGCACGCGCAAUCGUUACGUGUGAAAUUUCCUUAUCUUCCACUCCCCUUUCUCCACCCCCUCUCCGCGCAUUGUAUCCGCAUAUUUCUCUCCUCAAUUUCGAUCGACGUGCGAUUUGCGGACGGAAAAAGAGAAGAGCGUUUCCCUCGAUUUUCGACGCGCCAAUCAAUUCGGAAAAUGCGACUUUUCUUCGAACCGGACGUCGUGAGGUGGGGGAGAAGGAACAAGAGAGGGAAAGAGACUUCGCGCUACUUUUGCGAGAAAAAAAAAACCGGAUAGACGUAGGUCAAGGUUGUUCUCACGACGUUUUCGUCGUUACGGUUGACUUGUAUUUCAAAAGUAUUUUCGUUGAGACGAUCUCUCGCCGUGGGAGUUCGAGCAAAAUUAUUUACGGAUUUCGGGCGGGAAACGCGUGCGGUGUGUCACGCGCGUCUUUUCUCUCGGUUAACAAACAAGAAACAAAAUUAGAGCAAAAUUUCCGGGCUUUGAAAUUGAAAAAAACAAAAAAAAAUUACUCGAAAUUGUAUAACUUGAUGAUUGUUGUCGAGAACACAGGCGUUUCUAAGCGAUCGAGAGAUAAAUAAUCGUGGGGGAUUAUCGUCUCUGGAAAUUUUUCUGACUCAUCGAUUGCGCGCGUGUUAACACACACACACACAUGUCUCCUGUCCUCGCAAUUACACGUGACAAUCGGCGCGUACAAAGUAGAACGGAAAAAGUAUGACACUGACCCUCUUCGAGUUUUCUUCCUUCUCUUCUCGCGCGUGUUGAUUGGCAAAUGAGUUUUUUGUGAUUCGGGGGACAACAAUUUGUCUUUUAGUUUUGAAGAUAAUUGGAAAUUGCCGCAAUUACACUUAAUGUUCACCUUUUAACGUUCACCUGACGUUAAACGUGUAAGAGUCAUCAGGCGGAAUUGCGUCAAUUUGCGGAAUUAUCUUAGAAGAGGAGAUAAAUUGUUGUCCGAAUUGGAACUUCAUUUAUCAACGCAUACAGAGUAUCUUAUCCGUCGCUCUUUGCUUUCUCGUGUUUUUUUUUUUUUUUUUUUUCCGAUAACUCGCGUUUGCUUGUUGAGAACAUUUAUCAGUCUGUGGAAUGUUUGAAAUUGAUCGGCGAUAAGACGACGCGCGAGUGACAAGAGCAUCGAGACACAAUCCCGGACGAGAGAGAAUCAAUUAAAUCUAGACAAUCUUUUUUUGCCGCUUCAAAAUCUUGGAAAUUUAAGCUUCGUCGAUCAAUUAUAGUCUCGCGUAUUAUCUUCAUUAAAAGAAACGUAAUUUCUUAUUUAACGAGAAAGUUUUCUACGAAUGUCAAUUUAAUUUUUCUUAUUAGCACGCGGUAGUUUUUUUUUUCUCGGAGACAAAGCGCGGCAAAUCUGAGUCACUCUGUGAUGCGAGACUCCUAUGUUGGACAGUCAUCAAAUACCCUCACAGUGUUUUCCCUUUCUUUCUUUGCACAUGAGACUUGCGCGACAUGUUACAACGCUUACCCACGCACUUACAAACGAAAAGAGAGAAAGAACGAGACGUAGAAAACAAACUUCUUCAUUGAACGUCAGGAAAAACGUCGUCACGCGAAGAACUUUUGGAUUUAUUGAUGUUCCUGUUGUGACGUCACGCACACACAUCGGCUUUAAAAAAAUCGACAAUGCUGUUGCUGCUGCUGCUGCUGCGACGACGACAACAACAAUGUUGAAAAUUACUGAUAACGAUGAUCUGGAGGACGGAGAGAUUCCAUCGGACGAGGACGACGAGCCGGUCAGCUGUGUGGUCACCAAUAACGUGCCGGAAGCGACGAAAUCGCCGCCGUUGAAAUGCGACUCAACGAAGACCAAGGAAUUCGAUGUGAAAUUCAACAAGAACAAAAAGCAGCAGCAGUCACCGCAAGCAGCUAAUAAGCAUGAUCGGUUUCUUAAAUACAAUGAUCCGAGUGAGGAUUGGGCUGCGGACGUGGAGAAGGCCAUCAAGGCCGCGAUGCAGGAGGACGGAGGGAGAAAUCAGGAGACCAAGAAGAACAAGAACAACAGGAACAAGAUUCGAAAAAGAGCGCGAGAGGAGCGAGAGGACGAGCGCGCUAAGGAUCAGAAGAAACAAAAAGUGAGCGAGGAGGAGAAUCCCAACGACGAUGAGGACGAAAUGUUGUUCGUACGAGGCGCCUCGCCCGUCAGAAAGGACUCUCAAGAGAGAGACAGUCCUCCCAAACACGCCAAUGAACAUGAAAAUUUCGAGGGUGUUUCGGAUCACGAGGAAAAACCGAAUGUAAACCGACAUAAAGAGAAUGAAAACAACAAACGCGGCAACGUGCGAAGCGGAGGAGGUGGUGGAAGCGGAGGACGCCGCGGUGGCAAAAACGAACGCGGCAAGAACAAAAAUCGAAACCAAGGACGGAACGAUCGGAACAAUCGUCGUCAACAGAACAACGAUCAUUCGGAACCGGAUCAGAUCUGUGUGUAUUAUAUGCAGGGAAAGUGUCACAGAGGCGAAGACUGUCCGUUCUCGCACAAUGCUUUGCCGCCCCGCAAGAUGGAACUGUGCAAGUUCUAUCUUAUGGAUUGUUGCGCGAAGAGAGACAAGUGUCUCUAUAUGCAUCACGAUUUUCCCUGCAAGUUCUUCCACACCGGCGUCAAGUGCGUUCAGGGCGACAAUUGCAAAUUCUCGCAUAAGCCUCUAAACGAUCAGGUGAAAAAUAUCCUUUUGAAGCAUUUGGAAACCGCGCCGAAGGAAAUUCUCGGUGAUUUUCCGAGAUUAAGUCGAGAAAGUGCAAUGUUGAUGAUAAAUAAUACCGCGCGUUCUCUUGCCCAAGGCCAGGAUGCAGCGAACCAAAAGAUCCCUAGCCUUUUCGAAUUGAAGGUAUCGGAACCCAUUGAAAACCUCGAAGAGAAAGAAGAGAAAGAAGAACAAAUGAAUCAACACAAAGGUAACGCGAGAGAGAGAAAGCCUUCGGGAAAGAAAACACGAUGGGGAUCAGAUGAGGAUAGAGUUCCCUACGAGCAGAUUAUGCUGUUACAAUCGGCGAACAAACUUGGUCUUCAGCUUCCGAAUGCCGCGUUAGGCUUAGCCACGCAGCAGCACAAGCAGUCGCAAGAUGUUCCGAAUUUUUACACCGAGAGAAAUGCCGAAUCGAAUGUACAUAAAACGGCAGAUGAUUUCACGAAAGACGUGGGAGAAGAGAACAUGGAAACCGAGAGAAAAGAUAUCGAUUUGAGACAAUUGCUUAAUAAAAAGAAAUCGUCGGCGAUGUCAACUUACUAUCGUCUAGCCGAGAAAAUGGUGGAUCUUCCAAAACCUACUGAUGAGGAAAGCGACCAAGACGACGAAUCAAAUCUUGUUAUUGAAAUGCCAGUGGAAGAUGAGGAUAAGGAGAAAGGAAAACAUCACAGUAGCGAUUCAAAUGAAGUCCACAACGUGUACUUCUCUACCGCUGACGAGGCAGAAACGGCGCCGCCUAAUCUACCGAAGAAGGCACAGGAGUUGUUUAUGCGGAUACAGCAACAACAACGUGCGGCUCAGGACAGUUUUAAGAACCUCGAGAGUGAUUCUACUGCACGUCGCACUGAUCAGAUUGUCGAGGAUUGGUACUCAGACGAUGAGGACGACGAUGACGACGAAGGAGGCGGUCUCACUAUAGUGGACAGUUCAAAGGAUGAUGUCGAGAUGGCUGAACCCGUCGUCAAGACCGAAAACGAAUCCACGCCACCUUCCAAUAUUCCGCAGCCGGCUGCCAUUGUAGACAAAUUGGGCGAUCUCAGUAAAAUUGACAUCAGUGCCGAAGUCUCUAAGUUGCUCUCCACUCUGAAAGCUCAAAGUUCCACAACCAGCAGCAAGACACAGACGUCAAAGGCCAAGUCGCCUUCCAGAACGGACGGCGAGACGUCGUCGAGUCCGAGGCAACAGUCACCAGGUCCGACUCCGGUCGCCAUGCCUGUGUCCCGAGAUCCGCGGAUGUCCAGCAGGGAUCCUAGGCAGCGUCGAGAAACCGAACAGAAGCCGAGCAGUCCGAGCAUAGUCGAGGCUAAAAAGGAGAAACCUCUCAGGUUAGAGACUAGCAUCUACAGCUCCGGAAUUACCGCAAUGGACGCGAAUAUGGACACUGAUCUUAGGACAAAGGCGGACCAGGAUCUCAGACGACAAGACAUGGACUUCCGGCAGCGUUUUCACACCAGUGACUUCGGUGACACGGAUCUUCGCGUGAAAUCGGACGUUGAUCUGCGACAAAUAUUGAGCUUGCCAUUCAAGCCAGCGCCGUCGCACGUACCGUGCACCGAGAUCGACGCGAGUAUCGCGUCGCAUCCUCCAAUGGCAUACAGUCUCUAUGUAGUCGACAUACCCAGGCCUGAUUACACCGGUCUCAAAUUGUCGAAAAACGACGCGCAAGUGAAAUACGAUCCGCGAUUGCGCAAGAUCUUUCGUAUCUCUAAACCGGAGCAGGUGGCCGACUCUCCGAUGUCACCACCGCCGCAACAGAUGAAACAGGAAAUCCCGAAAUCGCCGCCGCAAUGCAUUCGCUCGGAUCCGCGACGGAAAACGCUGGAAGCAGCGGCCGCUUCCAGUCAGCAAGCGUCGCAGAGCGUGAUGAGCGCUUCCAUGAUGUCCAAAGGACCAAUGCAGUCGAUGGAAACAAUGGGACCUUCCAUGGGCAUGCAGAUGGGACCUACUGGUAUACCCGGAAAUAUUCCCGGCCCUCCCCAGAUGAUGGGACCGAUGGGUCCGAAUCAUCCAAUGGGCAUGAGUAACAUGGGUCCGAUGAACCACCCGAUGGGGCCUAUGAUGAACGCGGGUCCGAUGCCGUCGAUGGGCAUGCCGCCCAACGCGCCGAUAGGAAUGAACGGACCGGUCGCGAUGCCGCCCCAGAGUCAGAUGAACUUCGAUCCGCGUUUCAACGUGCAACGUAACAACGGAGCCGGGCUGUUGGGUCCCGCGCCUGGUGCUUUCGGUCCGGAUCCUCCGUUUGAAGGUGGGGGAACGUCGUAUCCCAGCGGUGGCAACUUCAGCAAUUUCGGACCCGGUGGCAGCGGCGGACCCGGUGAUCCGGGCAUGAUGGGUUUCAAUCCGAACGCGUCUAACGGUCCGAACUUUGGCCCGAUGGCCGGGGACGGUCCCGAUUGGGGCACUGGCGGCAACAGACGUGGCAAUCGUAUUCGCCGACGGAAUCGCAAUAGAACCAAUAUGGUCACGAAUUGAAAAAAAACGUUCGAAAAGACAAACCAAAAAGAAACGGAAUUAGGCACACAAGACUGAGGUACCUGACGAAAAUUCUCAUACGAGCGAUCAGGUAGUCAGAUGACGUUGCACGAUAACAAGCAUAAUAUACAAGCAAUACAUUCGAUCACGAUAAUUAGGGAAAGAAGAAUUCUUCCGAAUUCGAUCGCAACUGAUUUCGAUAUGACGUCGAGAUCCGUUCUUUACAUAAAGUUAGGUCUGAAGUUUAUAUUAUAUAAUCGUUGAAGAUUUAUUCAUAUAUAAAUAUUUAUAUGUAAAUAUAUAAAUGAAGAACU